Molecule: messenger RNA, 1972 nt
Organism: Thecamonas trahens ATCC 50062
Lineage: Eukaryota; Apusomonadida; Apusomonadidae
Product: TKL protein kinase
Exons: 1
Coding region: 140-1972 (610 amino acids)
Biological process (GO): positive regulation of kinase activity; multicellular organism development; cell surface receptor protein tyrosine kinase signaling pathway
Cellular component (GO): signaling receptor complex
Molecular function (GO): transmembrane receptor protein tyrosine kinase activity; ATP binding; protein binding
Source: RefSeq, a predicted model, not a curated record
GGCUCGUCAUCCCGCCGGCACCAAAGCCCAUCCGUCCCAGCUACGAUUUCAUUCGCCCCACGAAUGGAAAGACAAGACACUCAGGGGACAGACGUCAACAAGAGCAAUUGGUUGCACCUCACCCUCAGUCGGGGAGGACAUGUCACAGGUGACCUCGCUGCGAGAGUGCACACCUGCCGACGUGGACAAGUAUGUGUGUAUUCCUGUGGACGAGCGCAUCGCCAUCCGCAAGUUUGUCGUCGACCGCAAGGGCCUGACCUGGGUCCGUGGCUCCGCCCUCUACCAGUUCACCAAGACCGAGCUGGUCCAGGUCUACAAGCGCAUUGUGGCCAGGGAUGAUGUCUCGGGCGUGCUGUACGAAGGUGAGGCGCUGCGAGCUCUCCUCGGGUUCAGGACGGCUGACGGUGCAGAGAUCAACGCUCUCAGGCUCAAGCCCAAGUCGUUUCCGGGCAUCACCCUCUUCAUCCAGAGCACUUCGGUCAAUCGGGUGCUCUUGCCGGAUACUACCAUGCUCUACGAGGCCUCGCCUGAAGAUCGCCAGACGCUCGGCUUCCGUCCGGCAGACGCGCUGGUCAAUGCCAAGGAGCUCCGCGGCUCCCAGUCGCGCAUGAAAGAGUUCUUGGCCACCGAAGGCGCGUCGUCGUCGCCGCCGCCACCGUCGCUCACACCACCACCGCCUUCGGGCACAUUGCAGAGGAGUCCAAUGCCAGCGGUUGCCGCGAUGGGCCAGCCUCCGCCCAACACGCUGUAUGCGGCGCCGGGCACGCCGCCGCCAGCUCCGCCGCUCCCGGCCAGCCUUGCCGCCGUUCCAGUCUCGGCGUGGUCGGUGGCAAAUGUCGUCGAGUGGCUCGAGUGGCUCGGGCUCGGGAACAAGCUCGGAGCCGCCUUUGUCGCUGCUGACAUUGACGGCGAGGUUCUAGCCGAGCUUACCGACGACGAGCUCCGCGACGAGCUCGGGUGCACGCUCGGCAUGGCCAAGAAGCUGGCGCGGGCGCGAGUGGCGCUGUUCGGUGGCGGCUACGCCUCGCCGACACUGUCGUCUCCGCUGCCUGCGGGCGGUGCGUCCGAGGUGCUAAGUCCCGGCGAUGCCGUCGAGUACGAACAACCGGCGUGGGAGAUCCCCAUGGCGGACCUGACCAAGAUCGAGAUGGUUGGCUCGGGCGCGUUCGGGCAGGUCUUCCGCGGCAAGUGGCGUGGCGCGCCGGUCGCCAUCAAGAUGCUCUCGAUGCGGACGCUCGACGCGCAGCAGCUUGAUGACUUUCGCCGCGAAGCCGCCAUCAUGACCCAGCUCGAGCACCCACACGUUGUGUCGAUGAUGGGCAUCUCAUCGCAGCCACCUGACUUGGCCAUUAUUGUCGAGUUCUGUCCCGGCGGCUCGCUCGACAAGUAUCUAUUUGAUCCGUCCAUCGAACUCUCCGACUGGCACAAGCUCAAGCUCGUCCGUGGCAUUGCCGCCGGCAUGACGUACCUCACGUCGGCCGGCGUUGUCCACCGCGACCUUGCCGCCCGCAACAUCCUCGUCACCGAGGACGGCGAGGCCAAGAUCUCCGACUUUGGCAUGUCGCGUGCAGACCUUAUGCCCAAGAACACCACAGAGUCGGCAGUUGGCCCGCUCAAGUGGAUGGCGCCAGAGGCACUCGCCCGCUCGUACUCGGAGAAGACCGAUGUGUGGGCGUUCGGCGUCACCCUCUGGGAGAUUGUCAACCGCUCGCUCCCGUUCCCAGAGCUGAACAACAUCGAAGUCGCGGCCGGCGUUCUCCACAACGGCCUCCGCCUGCCAAUCUACCCGGACACACUCCCCGAGUGGUCCGCCAUCAUGGUCGCUUGCUGGGCCCAGGAUCCCGCCGCCCGCCCUUCCUUUGCCCAGAUCUCCGAACACGUCGAGUCGCUGUGGGCAGCCGCCGCCCCCGCGCCGGUACCUAAGCCUGCACCCGAGCCUGCGCCCGAGGCUGCACCGACGUCAUCGGCCUAG